Messenger RNA from Suillus clintonianus, 1924 nucleotides. RefSeq names its product MFS general substrate transporter. Gene Ontology annotation, biological process: transmembrane transport. NCBI's taxonomy places the organism in Eukaryota, Fungi, Basidiomycota, Agaricomycetes, Boletales, Suillaceae. Bases 261 to 1826 code for a protein of 521 amino acids. The record is from RefSeq and is a predicted model, not a curated record. Gene Ontology annotation, molecular function: transmembrane transporter activity. The transcript has 9 exons.
GCCACCGUGAUAUCGAAAACUUUUCUGCGCCUUCCAAGCAUUCCGUUCUAGUACGAGAUCAUAACUAGUGAACCAAGUGCCAGAAGUGAAGUGAUUGUUUGUGGCAUACCGCACGAGCAUCGCAUGGAAAGCCAUUACUUGGCAAGAUUCGCCAUACACUUCCUUAUCGGAGGCGUCAAGGACGUGAUAUAGCGGACAUCCAGCGUGCAAAAACGCACCCCAAGAAUCUGCGAAGCUGAUUUUCGGCUCAGAAAUAACCGAUGCUUAAUGGACACGUUCCGACCUGCAUAUUUAAACAGUUCCAAAUUACCGUUCGUUGCCCUCAUACUUCUCCGCAUACUACUAUGGUCCAGAACGAUGAAGUCGAUGAUAUUCCCGUCGUUGUCACGAAAGUGCAAGAUGUCGAACGUCCUUACUCUAUAUUUACGACUUCCGAAAAAUGGGUCAUAGUUUCUCUUGCGUCCAUAGCAGGUUUGUUCAGCCCGUUGACAGCUUACAUAUACCUUCCUGCCCUGCCAAUGAUCGCGACUGCGUUCCACAAGACUGUCGAACUCACCAACCUCACGGUGACGGUUUAUCUGGUGUUUCAGGGUGUAUCUCCCAUGUUCUGGGGCACUCUCGCAGAUCGCAUGGGCAGGCGACCAACGUCGCUUGGAUGUUUGUUUGUUCUUAGCAUUGCUUGCAUCGGUCUUGCGUUCGUACCGACAUCAUACUUCUGGCUGUUGAUGGUUCUCCGAUGUCUCCAAGCAAUUGGUAGUGCUAGCACGCUCACGAUCGGCGCUGGUAUUAUCGCAGACAUCGCUACACCCGCGGAGCGAGGUGGUUUCUUUGGCAUCUUCACAAUGGGUCCACAGGUUGGACCCGCGUUAGGACCUGUUGUAGGAGGCGCUCUUGCGGAUAAACUCGGAUGGAGAUCUAUUUUCUGGUUCCUGUGCAUCUCAAGUUCAGCGUGUUUUAUUGUCAUGGUCGCGUUCCUCCCGGAGACCUUGCGUAGCCUCGUCGGAAAUGGUAGUAUCCUUCCGCCUAUCCAAUAUCGUCCUCUGUUAUCCUUAAUGGGGCGUGGCCGUAAGGAUCCUGAGGUGGAGUGUCCGCCUGCUCGUAAAUCUCCCAACCCUUUUCAUCUGUUCGCAUGCGUCGACAUCUUGAACCUUCUGGUUUUCAAUGGCAUUCAAUACGCGGUGUUUACCGCCAUCCUGGCUACCAUAUCUUCAUUGUUCAAUAAAAACUACCCUCAACUGUCGGAGACGGACAUUGGGCUUUGUUACCUGGCCUCUGGAGGCGGGCUUGCGCUGGGCGCAAUAUUCAGUGGCAAGCUCAUGGACUGGGACUUCAGGAAGACGAAGGAACAUCUCACUCGUAAUUUUACGCCAGAGAAGGGUAUUUCAGAUGGUAUCAUAGACGAGGAUGAUUUUCCGAUCGAAGCCACGAGGCUGAAGAGAUUGCCACUCUGGAUGAUCAUGUUUUGCGCAGCCUGCGUUGGGUAUGGCUGGUGUCUCCAAGCGCGAACGACCAUUGCAGCACCUCUGGUCCUCCAAUUCGUCAUUGGAUUUUCAGAAAUCGCUAUGCUCACUACCAUUCAAACGCUUUUAGUCGAUCUUGUACCGUCACAAGGCUCUUCGGUGACUGCGUGUAAUAACCUCAUUCGAUGCUCUAUGGGAGCGCUUCUGGUUUCCGUGAUCGACUUGAUUCUUCAGCAGAUUAACACUGGAUGGACAUUUGUUCUUCUAGGGGGAAUUUGUUUCAUCUCCGUGCCCAUGGUUUGGCUGGCAGUGCGUAUUGGACCUCGCUGCCGUGCUGGCAGACAGCAGCCUGAGAUUGCGUCUUAAAAAUAACGCUUCAAUGCCUUUUGGCCAGGUGCCAGUUCGUAUUGCAGAAUUAGAAUUACGGUCUUAAUGUCUUUCUGUCUGAAAAUCCCCUCACACAG